This is a messenger RNA of Sander lucioperca (pikeperch), 966 nucleotides long. RefSeq lists its product as uncharacterized. The transcript is spliced from 5 exons. Bases 162 to 878 code for a protein of 238 amino acids. NCBI's taxonomy places the organism in Eukaryota, Metazoa, Chordata, Actinopteri, Perciformes, Percidae. The record is from RefSeq and is a predicted model, not a curated record.
CCCUUAGCAACAGCUGAGUGUAUCUACAGUAACAGCCCUGCUGGUAAAAUCAGCGUUUGGGUGUGGAUCCAUAUUCACAGGAACAUUACAAAAUGGGACUUCAUUCAAGAUCUACACGUAUGAUUCCUCAGGGAGCCCUGCUGAAAGACUUGAAUGUCUGAAUGAGAGCAGUAAAACUUGUUGGAUGUGUGAUGAAUGACAGGAGGAAGCAUCAACCAGAGUGUGCUGCAGGGGACAGCAUGUAUGUCCACAGCAUGCAGAAGAGGAACUUUCAGUCCAUACCCUUUCAUGAGAGCACAGUGUUCACUUUGCUUCCACCAAGACCCCGGUCCGAUGGAGACACAGUGCUUUCCUCGAAACUCCUGAGCCUGCAAGUGCAGGGGUUCUGUUGUCCCCUACAGCAGAGGCCCAGCAGUGGGAGGGUGACACGCAGGGUGACACCACCGAGUAGAGAAGGAGGAGAGGGGAGCCUGACAAUGUUAAGCAGUCUCAGGGGAAGGCUGGAGAGCAGAGGAAACCCAGCUUUAAGGUCCAGUACUGGGAGCAGACCUAAGAGGACUCCAGAAGGCGCACCUCCCACUGUAUGCCAUCCCAGAGAACCAGUCAUUAAAACAGCAGAAACUCCCACAACCCCCUGCGACAGCAAGAGGCAAGCUCGUCACGGACAUCCCGGCGCCGGAAAGGUUUCCGAACUCCAUCUCUAUCUGCCUUCAUCGCUCUGUGAGGAUGAGGAGCAGGACGCUGAGACAGAGGAGAUGAGGACUCCAGCAGAGGAGACUAGCGCUCCGGAAUCCGAGGUCAAUCCAAACAAUGUAAACCCUCUGGUGUUUCCCAAUCCUUCACACACCAGACAAGACCACAGCUCAGAUCACAGCUGAGAUGUCAAGUUGUUGAAUCAGUGACUUCUUUUAAAUCACUUCUUAAAAGACAUUUUUAUAGACUUGCUUUCAUGUGAUGCUGUCUUUU